Molecule: messenger RNA, 453 nt
Organism: Schistosoma curassoni
Lineage: Eukaryota; Metazoa; Platyhelminthes; Trematoda; Strigeidida; Schistosomatidae
Source: the annotation of a GenBank genome assembly
AUGGUAUGCAUGAAAACAGAUAAGAAAUUAUGGAAAGUAUUUGUCAAACCAUCUUCAGAAACAAGAGAUGCCCAGCACUUACAGAAGGGUUGUGACUUCGUGAGCGCUUUUCUGAAAGGCUUUAAGUACGAAGACGCAUUAGCUGUGGUCAGAAUAGAUGGUAUCUACGUCAAUUCAUUCCACAUAAUGGAUGUGAAACAAACACUCAGAGGUGAUCACAUGGCUCGAGCAGUGGGGCGUAUUUGCGGUGCUAAAGGUCGUAUUCGUAUGUGUAUUGAAAACGCUACACGGACUCGCAUAGUCGUUGCCGAUGAAACCAUCCAUAUUCUAGGAAGCAAUGACCGCAUAGCAGUGGCCCGACGUGCAAUAUGUGAUCUGAUAUUGGGCGCUCCGCCGAACAAAAUUUUCGGAAAAAUUCGAACACACGCCGCUAGACUAGAUUCUUCUUUGUAA